Messenger RNA from Spinacia oleracea (spinach), 2192 nucleotides. RefSeq names its product protein DETOXIFICATION 27. Gene Ontology annotation, biological process: xenobiotic detoxification by transmembrane export across the plasma membrane. Bases 340 to 1839 code for a protein of 499 amino acids. Gene Ontology annotation, cellular component: membrane. NCBI's taxonomy places the organism in Eukaryota, Viridiplantae, Streptophyta, Magnoliopsida, Caryophyllales, Amaranthaceae. The transcript has 8 exons. The record is from RefSeq and is a predicted model, not a curated record. Gene Ontology annotation, molecular function: xenobiotic transmembrane transporter activity; antiporter activity.
ACCAUAUGCGUUUUAAUUGAUAGUUCGAAGGUACAAUAUAUAGGAAAUUAUACCGAAAGAAAACAAUACAUUUUGUAUAGCAAUGGAAGGGUGAAACCGUAAAUGCUCUAUUGUUAAGAAUAAGACAAAAUAAAACAAAGAAGGAAAUAAGGGGCAUGCACGUAAAUGCACUAUUGAGUGAAUAGUAAUCAAAUACUUUGAUACUCCCUUUAUAAAGACUCGCAAAUUCUAUUACGUGCGCCAAUUUUCCUUGACUCUUUUUUAAAAACCCAUUUUCCUCUCCUAAACCAACAUCGACGUCGACUCUCCUCCUUCAAUUCCUUUCUUUCCUCUUUCAUCAUGAAGAAGGAGAUGAUCGAAGAGCUAAAUCAACCAUUAAUUCCAUCACCGGAAAAAACCGAAAACUCGAUCGUAAAAAAAGACGACGAUGAUAGUAAAAAACUAGGAGAAAGAGUAUGGGAAGAAUCGAAGAAGUUAUGGCAUAUAGCAGGUCCAUCAAUCAUAAGCAGAAUUGCUUCUUUUUCCAUGAAUGUCGUUACCACCGCUUUCGCCGGUCACCUCGGUGAUGUCGAACUUGCUGCCCUCUCUAUCGCUAACACCGUUAUUGUUGGCUUCAAUUUUGGAUUAUUGCUAGGGAUGGCAAGCGCAUUGGAAACACUAUGUGGACAAGCAUUCGGAGCCAAAAAACUACACAUGUUAGGAAUCUACAUGCAAAGAUCAUGGAUAGUCCUUUUCCUUUGUUGCUUCCUCCUCCUCCCAUUCUACAUCUUCACAACCCCGUUACUCAAACUCGUGGGCCAACCCGACGACGUGGCCCGUUUAUCGGGCCUAGUCGCCGUAUGGCUCAUCCCUCUACACUUCAGCUUCGCCUUCGUGUUCCCCGUCCAACGGUUCCUCCAAAGCCAACUUAAGACCGCCAUCAUCGCCUGGGUCUCGUUCGGGGCGUUUCUUGUUCAUGUGUUAAUGAGUUGGGUGCUUGUUUAUGUGUUCAAUAUGGGAAUUAUUGGACUUUGUGUUGCACUUAAUGUGUCUUGGUGGAUACUUUUCUUUGGGGAAAUGGCUUAUGUGGCUUGGGGUGGAUGUCCGGAUACUUGGAGUGGGUUUUCUUGGGGAGCUUUUUCUGGUCUUUGGGAGUUCGUUAAGCUCUCUGCUGCCUCUGGUGUCAUGCUCUGCUUGGAGAACUGGUACUACAGAAUUCUGGUGUUGAUGGUAGGUGGUUUAGAGAACGCUGCAAUUGCCGUUGAUGCGCUAUCUGUUUGCAUGACAAUUAAUGGAUGGGAGAUGAUGGUUCCUCUCGCUUUCUUCGCUGCAACCGGAGUAAGAGUGGCAAAUGAACUAGGAGCAGGAAAUGGAAAAGCAGCAAAGUUCGCGACAAAAGUAUCAGUGGCAACUUCGACAGUAAUCGGACUAUUCUUCUGUGUACUAAUAAUGGCACUUCAUGAUAAAUUUGCCAUCAUAUUCUCAGACAGUGUUCCUGUUCUUGAAGAAGUUGAUAAACUUUCAUGGCUUUUGGCUGUUACCAUUCUUCUCAACAGCGUUCAGCCUGUCCUCUCAGGGGUGGCCAUUGGAUCAGGGUGGCAAGUAUAUGUAGCAUACAUAAACAUAGGGUGUUACUAUGUUGUUGGACUUCCUCUUGGAAUUGUGAUGGGUUGGGUGUUUAACACCGGUGUUGUGGGUAUUUGGGCUGGAAUGAUUUUUGGUGGCACUGCUCUUCAAACAUUGAUAUUAGGAAUAAUCACGGUGUUAUGCGACUGGGAAAAAGAGGCACAAAAGGUAGUUGCUCAUGUACAGAGUUGGUCCGACCAACCUCAAAACCAACCAAGCAUUCAACAAGCUUGAAGCAAUAUAAUGGACUCAUUUUUGGCCAAGUGUUUUUUUUGUCAAGUCUAGUAGACAUAUAUAAUUUCGACGUGUGUUUUGCGCGCGCUAUGAAAGACAGAUGCUUAAUCAACGAAGGGGCUCGUGUCGUCCAAGAGUACGUAUCCAUUGAUGCUGCUGCGUUAUUAUUCAGAUUAUCUCUGAGAUCAUUACAUUGUACGUUGUAGAAUUAGGGAUUAGAUAUUUUUGGGUUAUUAUGUUUUCACAAAUUCUUAUUUACAAUGGGUGUACAAUAAAUAUUGUUCGCCGAAGUAAAAGUUAACUCAAAAUGCUUAAAAGUUAAGCUUAUAUAUGUAAAAGUUAUCUAUUUUUAA